Molecule: messenger RNA, 2217 nt
Organism: Capronia coronata CBS 617.96
Lineage: Eukaryota; Fungi; Ascomycota; Eurotiomycetes; Chaetothyriales; Herpotrichiellaceae
Product: PEK protein kinase
Exons: 1
Coding region: 1-2217 (738 amino acids)
Biological process (GO): protein phosphorylation
Molecular function (GO): protein kinase activity; ATP binding
Source: RefSeq, a predicted model, not a curated record
AUGUCGUCUGCUUUCUUCCGGCGUCCUACCGACACCAGUUCGAGUUCAGGUUCGGCAGAUAGCCCAUCAGCAGAGGAGGACAACGAUUCCUAUCAACCGCUGGAGGAGGCUGCCGAGGACCAAGGCGAGACGGCAACGACAGAGUCUCUAGCAAGUCGAGGAAGUGAGAUUGUCGAGGAUGGACAGGUCUCAUCGAGCGCGGCUUUUGCCAACGUCGACCAUCACCGCACCAACCUCCUAAGUGCUCUUCUGGAGGACUUCGCAAAGACCAGGGCAUGUGAGAUGAUGAACAGUGCGGGACCGGCGACCAGCUUUACGAGAUCGUCAGCAGAAAUCCAACCUCUGGCAAGACAGCUGUAUCAACAUGUCAGCCAGUCGCUCGCUCUUGGUGGGUUACUACCACCGUCAAGUACGCGCGACAGCCCAGGCAACCAGCAGAUACGAGCAGCGUACUUAGCCGGCAUCGAAGGUCUGGCUCUAAGCAGUGUGCAGGCUACCAAUGUCGUUACUGACGGAGAGACGCAACGACUACCUUCAUCUGACGACCUCGUUGCCCUUACCCGUUCCACGCAUCAACAACAGGGACCAUUCUCCGACACUGUCCAGCAGCAGAUGGCGAAUCUGUCUCUAUUCCAAGCUGAAGGUCAGAGCCAGUUUUCUUCUCCCUACUCGAACUUGACCUUUCCUGCACCGCCACUCCGCCAGAGCCACUACGACUCAAGCUUCCAACAGCUCCGAUUAUUGGGGAAAGGAGGAUUCGGCCGCGUCUACCACACGUACAACAUCUUCGACAAGAAGGAAUACGCCGUGAAGAAGAUACCACUGAGUCCUCGACUGUCCAGGCGAUAUAGAGAAUCAGGCCACGAAGAGUUGGAGAACGUGCUACGGGAAGUCCAGGCGCUGGCACAGCUCGAACAUAAUAACGUCGUCCGAUACCAUGCUACGUGGAUCGAGGAGCCGAGAAGGAUAUCUGAAGGUCCCUACAGACCCGAGACCCCAAAUCUCACCAUCCAAGGCCGAAGGCUCAUCGCUGAGACGUCGAGCCCCAGGAAGCCACGACCUAAAAGGCUGGAGCGUGACCACCGUCACGACCUCGACGACGGGAUUAUCUUCGGCACAGACGGUGCCUCAACAUCAUCGUCGCACGUUUCAGUCCAAGAGGCCGACGACAUUAUCGAACGGCCAACAUGGUCCCGAAGGGACAGUGAGCCAGACACUCUGUCAGCGCGGACUUCCGACAUCUUCACCGACGGAAUCUCACGGCCCGGCGUCCAGCCAGAACCGACAAACGCGGACAUCGACGAUUCCGUCUACGUGCUUCACGUUCAGAUGUCGGUAUAUCCCAUGACCCUGGCACAAUAUCUCGCACCGCCGCCGUCGAACUCCACGAGCGCACCCGGCGGUUUCAGGCGGAGACAUUGCUUCCAUCUCGUCCCUGCACUACGCAUUCUGAUGGGCAUCCUGUGUGGACUGCAGUACAUACAUGCCAAAGGACUGGUGCACCGGGACAUCAAGCCCAGCAACAUCUUCCUCUCGAGCUGGGAUGUCCCAACCGCCGGCCUGGUUCCGGACGGAUACCAUGAUGUGGGAUCUUGCGCUGCCUGUCCGGACCCCAGACCGUAUUUUGUCAACCCGCGCAUUGGCGAUUUCGGACUCGUUGCAGACUUGGCCCGACACAGAGAGGACGGGCUUGAUGGAGAGAGGUCAGACGACAACGAUCACGACAUCAGCAACGACGGAAACAAGAAGACGGAUACCAUGAACGAUAGGAACCACAACAAGCCGGUCGGCACCGAGUACUAUCGACCGCCUGCGUCGACGCAUACCAUGAUCGAUGAGAAACUGGACGUCUUUGCGCUCGGAGUCACCCUGGUGGAAAUGCUCUGGUGUUGCACGACCAGUUCGGAACGACUGCACAUCCUGCGUGACUUGCAGAAGGGGAAAGUUCCGGCCGGACUUGGACAGCUGAUCGAGAGUGAAGGACACGCAGAAGGCAUAGGUAGCUUAGUCGAGCAAGGGAUAUUGGGGAUGAUUGACCGGGAUCGACGCCACAGGUGGAGUUGCCCACAGGUCCAGGACUGGGCGGAGACGGUGUUGAAGAAGUGUGCGAGUGGUGAGGAGAGACAGGCUGGUCAUGGUGAUACUUUGACGAAAAUCGUGACCUUGGAAGCUGAGGCUCAUGCAGAGAACAGUAGCAGCGAGGGCAGACCAAGUUGA